ACUCCAGCGAGACCUCGGUGUCCAGAAAGGACCCCAGGUUGCCUUGGGCCAGGCGGGGCGGAUGGCGACUAUCAAAAAGAAAUAGGAUCAUGGCAGCAGAUGAUGACAAUGGUGAUGGAACAAGUUUAUUUGAUGUCAUUUCUGCUUCUCCUCUUAAAAAUAAUGAUGAAGGUUCUUUGGACAUAUAUGCUGGGUUGGACAGUGCUGUUUCUGACAGUGCUACCAAAUCCUCUGUACCAUCCAGAAAUUGUUUGGAUUUAUAUGAAGAAAUCCUGACUGAAGAAGGAACUGCAAAGGAGGCAACAUAUAAUGAUUUGCAGGUAGAAUAUGGAAAAUGUCAGCUGCAAAUGAAAGAGCUGAUGAAAAAGUUUAAGGAAAUACAGACACAGAAUUUCAGCUUAAAAAAUGAAAACCAGUCUCUUAAGAAAAAUAUCUCAGCACUUAUCAAAACUGCCAGAGUGGAAAUAAACCGCAAAGAUGAAGAAAUAAAUAAUCUUCACCAAAGAUUGUCUGAGUUUCCACAUCUUCGAAAUGCUCAUAAAACUUCAAGGACACCAGAUAUAGUUAAAACAAAAGGUCUUAAAUCCAGAUCUCUCCAUUUGGAUGAUUGUUCAAAGACUGAUCACAGAGUGAAAAGUGAUGUUUCUAAAGAUGUACAUUAUAGCACUUCACUGCCAUACCUCGAAAAGGAAGGAAAAUCACAUUCUGAAAAAAAGGGCGCUUCACAUUUGCCUACAUCUGUUGAAAAACACUCCACCAAUGGCAUUUGGUCACGUUCCCAUUAUCAGGUUGGUGAGGGUAGUUCCAGUGAGGAUCACAGAAGAGGAAGGAAAGAUAGUAGACAUAGCCAGUACUGCAGAGGGACUGACAGAAUACGAAAAGACUUGAACACUAGCUGUGGUGAUGGUGAACCGAGGAACAUAGAGGCCAGUCAGAGGCUACAAGGACGUCCUGAGAAAUAUAGUAAAGGUGAACCAAAGGCUGAAAGCAAAAAUUCAAAGUUUAAAAGUAACACAGAUUUGGAUUAUAAAAAUGAACGCAGUAGCUCUUCUUGGGAGAAAGAAAGCUCUAGAGACAGGUCACACACUCGACUAGAAUCUCAAAGUGACAAAAAACUCGAAAGACAAAGUGAAAGAUCACAAAAUAUAAAUAGAAAAGAACUUAAAUCACAAGACAAAGAAGAAAGGAAAGUUGAUCAAAAACCUAAGUCAGUAGUAAAAGACCAGGAUCAUUGGAAAAGAUCUGAACGAGCACUGCUUCCUUAUUCCAAGAAGGAACUAGCAAAAUCUUCUCAUAAUUCAAGUAAAUACCAUCCAGAAGAGAGAAGAGGCCGGGAAGAUUGUAAAAGAGACAGGGCUGUGAGUAAUCAUAGUUUUCAAGAAGGAAGAUGUCCGUCCUCUCUUUCAACCAAUAGAACUCACAAACAUGUUGACUCUAAGGAAGUUGAUGCUGUGCACCAAUGGGAAAAUGCACCUUUAAGGGUAGAAAGGCAUAGAACUGAAGAUAAGCGGAAAAGAGAACAAGAGGGCAAAGAAGAAAAUAAGCAUAUGAGAAAUGAAAAGAGAGUACCUGCAGAACAUCUGCAGAAGACAAACAGAGAGACUAAGAAAACCGCUACAGAUUUAAAGAGACAGAAUGAGCCAAAAAAUGAUAACGGUGAAGUCUCUAAUAAUGAUGUUUCUGAAGGAGUGGAUGAUAAAGAGCCAGCAGUUAAAGCUGAGAAUGGUUCAAAUGAAACACAAAACAAAGACUUAAAGUUAAGCUUUAUGGAAAAAUUGAACUUAACUCUUUCUCCUGCUAAAAAGCAGCCUGUUUCUCAGGAAAAUCAGCAUAAAAUAACCGAUACUCCCAAAUCUAGUGACAUAUGUGAUUUAGAGUCCUUGGUGCAGGCUAAAACUGUGACAUGUAUUCCCUCUGUCAGUGAACAGAUCACAGAGGAAACCAAAUCAGAGUUAUUGGAACCAAAGGAUGCUCUUACAGCAGCAUCUGAACCCAGGACCAGUGUUUCAGAAAGGAAAAUAGAAGAAGAAAAUAGUUUGUUCAUUAAAUCUGUUGCGGAUACUGUGCAUUGUGAUAUGUCCAUCUGUGGCACAGAGAUUUCCUUCUCAGCAUCUGUGGAAAUGCAACAAACAGAAUCCUUGUUUCCAUCAUCAACAGAAAUGGAACAGACCAUUAAUGGUGCCAGGGCAGCAGUUCCUGUGGUAAUGGACACAGUACAAACAAAUGUUUCUCAAAACUUUGGUUUGGAAUUGGAUACCAAAAGAAAGGAUGACUUAAAUUCUUGUAGUAUUUCCGAAGAUACAGAAAUGAAGGAGCCUUUUUCAACCAAAGUGACCGAAUCCAAUGAAAGCAUUUUGCAGCCUUCAAUUGAAGAAGCUGUCAUUUUGCCAACAGUCCUUUCAGAAGAUGGUAAACCAAACCUUGAGCCUUCUCUUGUAGAUGCACCACUGGUUGAAAGUAAGUCUUGUCACUUGGAGCCUUGCUUACCUAAAGAGACUCCAGAAUCUUCACUUCAGCAGACUGAGUUAACGGACCACAGAAUGGAAAUUGGUGAAGCAAACUCAGUAUAUCACGACGAUGAGAACUCGGUUCUGAGCAUUGACCUUAAUCAGCUGAGACCUAUUCCAGAAGCCAUCAGUCCUCUGAAUAGUCCCGUGAGACCUGUAGCAAAAGUUCUUAGACUGGAAAGCCCAUCUCGAGUUCCAUUAUAUAAUAACAGUCAUAAAGAUGUGUUUCCACCAAAUUUAGCUCAUUCUGCCUCCAAGAGUCAGUCUGAUCUCAAUAAGGAAAAUCAAAAGCCAAUUUGCAAAUCUGACAAAUUUACAGAAGCAGACUCCCACAAGAAUUCAUCUUUAGAUGAAUUAGAAGAAGGAGAAAUUAUAAGCGACAGUGAAAAAUCUGAACCACAAAAACGUUUUGACAAAAGUACCAACCCAAGAGCUUCUGCUGAAGUGCAGAACACAAGAACUAACCCAGGAAGUAGGAAAAGCACUGUGCAUUUGGAUAAAGACAAUAGGAAGAUAUCUUCUAUAAAAAUCCAUCAGACCAAAAGCAAAUGGAAUAAAAGACGAACUGAAUCUAGCAGAUCUUCAAAAACAGAGAAGAAAGAUAGGUUAGUGGGCACUUCCAGCCUGGAAAAAAUAGUGCCAAUUAUUGCUGCACCCUCUUCUGUCCGAGAGGUUGUGCACAUGUUACGAAUGAUAAGAAAACAUGUAAGGAAAAAUUAUAUGAAAUUCAAGGUAAAAUUUUCAUUAAUACAAUUUCAUAGAAUUAUUGAGUCAGCAAUUUUGAGUUUUACAUCACUGAUUAAACACCUUGACUUAUCCAAAAUCUCUAAGUCAGUGACUACUUUACAGAAGAAUCUCUGUGAUGUUAUAGAAUCCAAACUUAAGCAAGUUAAAAAGAAUGGCAUCGUGGAUCGUUUAUUUGAACAGCAGCUACCAGAUAUGAAAAAAAAAUUGUGGAAAUUUGUAGAUGAACAACUUGAUCACUUGUUUACAACGCUUAAGAAAAUCUUAGCAAAGUUUUGUGACCCCAUAAACAUUGGCAGUGACAGUGACGAAGGAAAACUUGAAAAGAGAAAUAAAGAGAAAGCACAAUAUUCAAAUUGUCAGAAGGGGAAUGUAGGCAGCUCCAGCAAAGAAAUGUUGAAGGAGAAACCCCCCAAAUCAGAAGAUUCUGGUUACUCUAAGUCUUUAGUAGGUUGUAAAAAAUCGGAGGGAAAACAUCAAGAGCAAAAUAAUUCCAGUAUUAACAGAGUAAAGCACAACAUUAAAAAAAGUACUAACACUUGCUUUGGUAAUAUUAAGAACCCUCAAUUUGAAGAGGCGUCCUUGGAACCAAACUGCCCGAAGGCAGGAAAAAUGGAAGGCAGUACCAUAGAGGACUCACAGGCAUCCCAGCACGCUGCUUUGAAGCCAGAACGCAGUUUUGAGAUUCUUACUGAGCAGCAAGCAUCUAGCCUUACUUUUAAUUUAGUGAGUGAUGCACAGAUGGGAGAAAUAUUUAAAAGUUUGUUGCAAGGUUCUGAUCUUUUGGACAACAGUGUUAACUGUAACGAAAAAAGUGAGUGGGAGUUAAAGACACCAGCGAAACAGAUGCUAGAGACUCUUAAAUGUGAAUCUCUACCAGUUUGUACAACGGAAGAGCUCGUUUCAGGGGUGGUUUCUCCCUGUCCUAAGGUGAUUACUGAUGAUAAUUGGUCAUUAUUGUCAUCUGAGAAAGGUCCGUCUCUGUCUUCAGGGCUUUCAUUGCCAGUUCAUCCUGAUGUGUUGGAUGAAAGUUGUAUGUUUGAAGUGUCCACUAACAUAUCUUUAAGUAAAGAUAAUGUAUGUAGUUCAGAAAAGAGUAAGCCCUGUGUUUCCUCCAUACUUCUUGAAGAUCUAGCAGUCUCUUUAACAGUACCAUCACCUCUGAAGUCAGAUGGUCAUCUCAGUUUCUUAAAGUCAGAUGUUUCGUCUAAUUCAACGCCCGAAGAAGUUAUUAGUGCCCAUUUUAGUGAAGAUGCCUUACUUGAGGAAGAGGAUGCAUCUGAACAGGACAUUCAUUUAGCCCUGGAGUCUGAUAAUUCAAGCAGUAAAUCAAGUUGUUCUUCAUCAUGGACAAGCCGGUCUAUUGCUCCAGGCUUUCAGUACCACCCUAAUCUACCCAUGCACGCUGUCAUAAUGGAAAAGUCCAAUGAUCAUUUCAUUGUGAAAAUACGCCGUGCGGCACCAUCUACCUCCCCUAGUCAUAAACAGAAUAUGGUGGCUGAUGAAUCUUUGCCAAGAGUGGAAAAGGAAGCUGAUGAAACAGUGGAGAAAAACUAUAUUUCAUGUCAGUACAGAGUUUUUAAAUCUGUGGAGGAAUUGAAAAUUUCCAGUAAAAAUGUUGAUAGCAGUAAAUCAGUUCAUGAAGAACAGGACUGUACGAUACAAACAGAGGUUCCCGAUAUAUAUGAAUUUCUUAAAGAUGCUUCAGGUAAAGUGGUUCAUAGUACUGAAGUAGUUGAAGAAUGUUUCAAGUUGCAUCAAGUAUGGGAGCCAAAAGUACCUGAAAGCGUUGAAGAAUUGCCUCCAAUGGAAGAAAUUCCACAUUCUGUCGAGGAUCAUCUUCCAAACGCAUAUAUAGACCUCACAAAAGAUCCAGUCACCGAGACCAAAAAGUUGGGGGAAUUCGUAGAAGUAACAGUUUUAAAUAUUGAGCAGUUGGGAUGUUCUGGAAGCAGUGUGGAUCAAAAUGCUCCAGUAUUAGACAAUAUGCAGCCUGAUACUGUAGAUGCUUUUAUUGAUUUGACACAAGAUGUUUCAAGUGACAGUAAAAAUGAAGGUAACUGUCCUGCUUUGGCUGUUGAAGACUUGGGGUGUCAGGUGAUAUGUGUAGAUGAAGAUAACUCAAAGGAAGAAAAGGUGCAAGUGGCAAACAGGCCUUUGGAAUGCAUUGUUGAGGAAGCCUGUAUCGAUUUAACCUCGGCAUUUCCCAGUUCGGGUGAAGUGAAAAAAGUUGAUUUAAAAUCAGAGCUGGCAUCGAAUUCUGGUAGUUCAGAGUUGCCUGGGGCUUUGGAUAAUGCUCACAAAAAGAGGAAAAAUCUUUCUGAUCUAAAUCCUUCUCAGAAAAAACAGAGAAAGGAAGCAGACUUAACCGGCAGGGAAAAGACUAAGAAAAUUACCCAAGAUUCUGGUGAGAAUGGUGAUGCUCACCGAAAGAAAGCCAGUAAGAAAAAGGCCCCUGUAGUAACUAAAGAUCCCUCGUCAUUAAAGGAAAGCCCAGGGACUAAGGAUGCCUCAGCAGCAUCUGCCACUUCUCUUACAGGCCUUUCUGCAAAGAAUGUUAUUAAAAAGAAGGGAGAAAUUAUAGUUUCGUGGACAAGAAAUGAUGACCGGGAAAUUUUACUGGAGUGUCAGAAAAAAGGGCCAUCGUUGAAAACAUUUUCUCAGUUAGCUGCCAAGUUGAAUAAAAAUCCGUAUCAGGUCUCAGAAAGAUUCCAGCAGCUAAUGAAGCUCUUUGAAAAGUCAAAAUGCAGGUAGUUAAUGGUUACACUACAGUAGGCUAGUAAAGUAAAUGUUUGACACUGUACCUGUGCAGUUAAUGGCCUGUUAGUCAUUGAAGAUGUGAGUGGUGGGUGAGAGACAUCCAGCUGAGUUCCUGUUUCAGUCACAGGUUGGAGAAUGGUUGCUCGUGCAGGCUUCUAAGGACUCUGUGUUUCCACUGCCAGGGGCCUGGGUUCUGUCCCUGGUCGGGGAACUAAGAUCUUGUGUGCCGCAUGGCUCAGCCAAAAAAAGAAAAAAAAGGCAAGAAAACAUUCUUGAAUAGCAUUAUAUUUCAUAGCCAGUGAAAUCUGUGCAGUCGUAAUUUAACAUAUUUUACAUUUUUAAUUAGGAGUGCUAAAAUACAAAACAUACAUUUAUAAACAUGAAGUCCAUUGUCAUCUGAAGAGGUGACAUGAUUUACCAUGUUACAUUAUUAAUAAUGUUCACAGACAUGUUUCUUUAAGCCAUUCUUAUACGGGUUUAUUAAGGCAAUAAUGUUUAUCAGGUAUUUCCUAUAAGACCUGAGCCAAUUGCUUAGAUAUUUUGGACUUUUAUGUAAGGAAGAUUGUAAAGAUAUUUAACAUAUCACUAUUUUUCAGUUGAUUUGUAGUCAUAAUUAUUUGAAUCCAGAAUGCCCAACUUUAAAUAAAACUAACUGAAGAAGAACCAUAUUUGGACAUUGAUCUCAUUGUGAAGGGUUCUGAAUACUUCUGAGUUAUAAAAAUCUGUUUCUAAACCCAGUGUAAAUUACUGUCUUUAGAUAAUCUGUUAAUUUCAGUAUCCUCUCAAAGCAACUAGUUUGUUAAUGAAAUCUUCAAAAGAUAUUUAGUAGUGUACUCUGACAUUAAAAUUCUGUUUAUAUAAUUCAGAAUGUAAGAUUGCAUAAUGAGGAAUUUGAAGAAAAAGCUUACUCUAAAGAACCUUUAAAAAAUAGUUCGAUGCAAAAAUGGCCUGCUUUUUUUUCAGAUUCACUAUGCUGUAAAUUUUUCACUGCCUUUAGAAAAUUAAACUGAGGUCUUUUUUGUUUUAUUUGAACGUUAUCUUAAAAUAUGACUUCCAUUCUCUUGUUGAAGAUAAUGUUCCCUUCAUGAACGAACUAACUUGUAUCUGGAAAUGACACUUACUAGUUUGAAAUUUCCAAAUUCCAUUACAAAUCUACAAUCUUUUAAUGGAUUUGGUACUUGAGAUUUUAUUUGCUUGCAUGAUAGCACAAAUAGUGAGUUAUUUCAUUCCUAGUUUGUUUUUUUUAAAUUUUAUUUUAUUUAUUUAUUUUUUAUACAGCAGGUUCUUAUUAUCUGUUUUAUACAUAUUAGUGUAUAUAUGUCAAUCCCAAUCCCUAGUUUGUUUCUUAACUGAUUUUUUUUUCCUUCAGGUACUAUAGUCUCAUUACAUUCUUAUCAAAAUCAGAGUGUAAGGGUAAAGUUACCAAACUGAGUCUAUAAAAAGCUAGUUCUUUAACCACCAAUAUUUAUUAUCUAAGAGAACUCAUUUAAAAGAACAACACUUUAUGAGAUGGUCAUAUCAGAAAAAUAGAAUCAUAACUUUAGCAUUUUCUUACAUUACAGAUAAGUUGCUGAAUUCCUUGGAGUCUUAAUUGAUAUUGCAAACUACACAGAAGCUUGGAAUUCUUCAUGUUUUUAAUGGGGAAGGAGAGGGCAGUUUUAUGACAUUUGAUUACCAGAUAAUAAUCUGCAUUUGUCAUAACUUGCUGACUCUUAAUCUCAAGCCAGCAUGUUCACCUUGUUCCUGACAUCAGUCUGAUUUGCUUAUCUGUUAUUGGUCAUGAUAUUUAUUUUUAAACAGGUUAGAACUUGUUAUUAAGAUAAAAGCAACAACAAAACAGUAUUGAAACCUUAGUUUUGAUAUUUCAAAGAAAUGACUUUCUUUCUAGAUUUUUAAAAAUAGUUUUGUAGAAUUUUAAGCUUAACCAUUAUUUAGUUCGUUUCAUCCAUUUUUAUUUGCUUUUCUAAUUGCCUGUCCUCAAUUUGGUAAAUUGUAAAAUAAUUUAAAUAGUGUAUCUGUAAAUAUGUAUAAUUAUAAUGAUGUAAAAUACUUUGUGUUUGUGUGUGUAUGUUUGGGUGUAUACACACACAUAAAUGGCUGUACCUAGCCAAGGACUUUUCUAUUUGUAUAAAACUUUUUAUAUAAAGUUUGCUUUCUUUACCAGUAAUGUAUAAAUAAAACCAUGUAAAGU
Globicephala melas (long-finned pilot whale) is the source of this 8202-nucleotide messenger RNA. It is a transcript of the gene CASP8AP2, whose product is annotated as caspase 8 associated protein 2. Gene Ontology annotation, cellular component: mitochondrion; PML body. The record is from RefSeq and is a predicted model, not a curated record. Gene Ontology annotation, biological process: Fas signaling pathway; extrinsic apoptotic signaling pathway via death domain receptors. Gene Ontology annotation, molecular function: transcription corepressor activity. NCBI's taxonomy places the organism in Eukaryota, Metazoa, Chordata, Mammalia, Artiodactyla, Delphinidae.